Messenger RNA from Aedes aegypti (yellow fever mosquito), 2533 nucleotides. Its product is annotated as nucleolar and coiled-body phosphoprotein 1. The transcript has 4 exons. Bases 86 to 2443 code for a protein of 785 amino acids. The record is from RefSeq and is a predicted model, not a curated record. Gene Ontology annotation, cellular component: nucleolus; nucleoplasm. Lineage: Eukaryota; Metazoa; Arthropoda; Insecta; Diptera; Culicidae.
UCUGGUAACUUCAAAGUCGCCUCCUUCGCUGUACUCGUGUAGUGGCAAAGUUAGCGAGCAGUCUCCGUCUUUUCGCUCGAUAAAAAUGGCUGCUGCCAGUGAAACCAUCCUGCAGGCGCUUGUUUUGGAUUAUCUUUCCCGGAAAGAUAAAACCCUUGCGGAAGUGUACCAGAAGAAAUUCAAAUCGCCCGUCAUCGGUAAAGGAUCUCCACGUUUAGAAGAUGUUAUCAAGCAGUAUCAGACAACUGGUACCAAGAAAGUGUCGGUAACUAAGCCAACGGCAGAAUCCAGCUCUGAAGAUUCCUCAGAUGAAGAGGAAGAACAGGCACCGAAGAAGACGGUUGCUAACGGCAAACCAGCGGCAAAUGGCAAAGCAGCAGUCAACGGCAAUGGUGUCAAGAAGGAUUCUUCCAGCUCCGAAGACAGUUCCGAAGAAGAAGCCGCCCCGAAGAAAGCCCCUGUGAAAGCCACACCGGCCAAAACACCCGCCAAGGCUCCGGUCAAGGCUCAAAAGAAAGAAUCCAGCAGUGAUGAUUCUUCCUCAGAAGAAGAGGAACAGAAACCGGCGGCCAAAACUCCGGUAAAGCCUCAAGCUAAGACGCCAGCGAAGGCAACACCGGUUGCUAAGAAAGCCCAAGAAUCCAGUAGUGAUGAUUCAUCUUCUGAAGAAGAAACGCCCGCUCCUGCAAAAACCCCAGUAAAAGUUCCCUCAGCAAAGGCAGCUCCUGUUAAGGCGACACCAGUAGCCAAGAAACAGGAGUCUUCCAGUGAAGACAGUUCUUCCGAAGAAGAGGAACAAGCUGCAAAGACACCAGCAAAGCCUACCCCAGCCAAGGUCCCAGCUAAGGCAACACCGGCACCGGCCAAGAAGAAGGCCGAAACCAGUGACAGCGAAUCAGACUCAGAUGACUCCGAAGCGGCGAGUACCCCGGCCAAGACACCAGCAAAGGCGUUACCGGCCAAGGCUACCCCUGCUGCCAAGAAGGUUCCAGUCAAGAAGGAAGAAUCGUCUGACAGCAGCUCCGACGACGAUGAAGAAGAUUCCAAACCAGCAGUUGUCAAGAAACCAGCACCAGCUAAAGCUGUAGUGGCGAAGGAAGAAUCCUCCGACGAUUCAAGCUCCGAGGAAGAAACUCCAGCAGUGAAGCCCCUAGUAAAAAAACCUGCUGCAGCCCAGGCGAAAAAGCAAGAAUCUAGUGAUGAUUCUUCAUCGGAAGAAGAAGAAGCACCACCAAAGAAAGCUGCUGUAACCCCAGCUGCCAAGCGACCAGCCCCGGCUAAAAAACAAGAAUCAUCGAGCGAAGAUUCCAGCGAGGAGGAGGAGGAACAACCACCAGCGAAAAAGCCGGCUGCUGUAACUCCCGCCAAGAAAAAGCAGGAAUCAUCGAGUGAAGAUUCGUCGGACGAGGAACCGGAAGAGAAACCUGCCGUAGCAACGCCGGCCAAGGGCAAGGCAACCCAGAAGAGAAAGGCGGAUGAAGAGGAAGACGAGGAGGAUGAAGAUGCUGAAGAGGAAGAGGAAUCCCAGCAACCACCGGCCAAGAAAGCCAACUACAGCAACUUCGUCAAAGCCGGAGAAGGAAAUAAGAAUAAGUUCUCGACACCAACCAAUAAAAAUAAUCAGUCAUUCCAAAGCAAUGGAAAUGGCAGCAGUAACAAAAAGUUUACAAACAGUGACGAAAAGCGUGGAGUGGAUCGGUUCCGUCGAAUCAAGGAAGAACACAUUUCUAUCGAUGACCGACUGCGGGAUAAUUCAUUUGAUGCCAAGCAACAAUUCAUCAGUUUUGCGAAGGAUGCAGAUUACAAUGAAGAAAAGCUUUGCGCGGAUGGAAAGCAUUGGAAAUGUCUAAUCUGUCAAAAGAGUACAUCAAACGAUCAAAAGAGAUGUGCCCAUUGCAAAACCUUGAAGGCGUUAGCUGCAUCGAAAAAAUCCUUGAAUGAAAGCUGGGCGUGCUUGACAUGUUCAAGCUUGAACUUUUACAGUAAUAAGAAAUGUGUCAUAUGUCAAGAAGAUAAUCCCAAUUACUCGGGAAUUCGCCUUAAGGGAGACUGGGAUUGUCACAUUUGCGACACCCUUAAUUACUCCAAACGAAAAGAAUGUUUAAAGUGUGGUAAAGAGAAGCCGAAACACCUCACCUGGCAUUGUGACGAUUGCAAAAUUGAUAAUUUCAAUCAUCGGUUUCGUUGCAUGAAGUGCAAAAAACCUAGAAAAGUUUGGAUAUGUGUCUCGUGUAAUGCAAAUAAUGACGCUAAGAAUUCGAAAUGUUCAAAUUGUCAAAAAGAAGCAAAUUUCUCUGAUCCAACGCGAAAAACACAUAGAGAAAAAGUACCACGAAAAUCAGUGAAACCCAAGCCGGGUGAUUGGAAGUGCAAAAAAUGCAAUAAAAACUAUUUUGCAAGAAAUUUAAAAUGUACCAUUUGCCUCGAAUUAAAGCCCAUUUAAAAAGACAACGAUUCAACAUGAUAGCGGAUCGAGGAUGACACGUUCUUGACAUUGUAAACAGCGUUUAAUAUAUUGAGUUUUAUGUUUUUU